Messenger RNA from Trypanosoma conorhini, 2895 nucleotides. Its product is annotated as exosome complex exonuclease RRP44 isoform X1. The record is from RefSeq and is a predicted model, not a curated record. The transcript has a single exon. Gene Ontology annotation, molecular function: endonuclease activity; RNA binding; 3'-5'-RNA exonuclease activity. Lineage: Eukaryota; Euglenozoa; Kinetoplastea; Trypanosomatida; Trypanosomatidae. Bases 1 to 2895 code for a protein of 964 amino acids. Gene Ontology annotation, cellular component: nuclear exosome (RNase complex); cytoplasmic exosome (RNase complex). Gene Ontology annotation, biological process: rRNA catabolic process.
AUGUUCGCGAGGAAGCGGUCGGCGGUACACGAGGUGCGGGGGCAUACGGCAAGGCGGGGUGGCGGCGGCGUCACACGCAGCGACAUCGGGUGCGGCGUCGUUGGCUGCUCGCUCUGCGCGGCCGCCGUCUGCGGCGAGCGCGGGCCGUGUGUGGUGCCCACCGCGCCCAUCAUCAUCCCCGACACCAACGUUGUCCUGCAUAACAUGAACGCCCUGGAGGACGCCCGGGUGCAGAACAUCGUGUUCCUCUCGACCGUCGUGUCGGAGGUGCAGAACCGCAAUAAGGCCAUCUACGCGCGUCUGCAGCGACUCCUGCGGGAGGAGCGGAAGCAGUGCUACGCCUUCCCCAACGAUCACCACGACCAAACGCACUGCAUGAUGGAGCGCGACGAAACCCCCAACGACUACAACGACCGCUGCAUUCGCGUCGCAGCGCGGUGGUACGGGCGGCACGUCCUCCUCGCCUUUCCGGCCUCGCCGCCAAGCGUGGUGCUCGUCUCGCACGACAAACUGCUUCGGCAGGCCUUCACCACGGCCGCGGAGGAAGGCGCCACCCCGAACCUGUCCUGUGUCACGCUGCGACAGUUUCUGGAGCAGGCGGUGAGUACCGGGUCGGACCUGCUGGAGAAGAUUCAGUGCGAGCAGCCGGCAGGGAUGAAGGAGUCGCCCAAGGCGGGGGCGCUCUUUCAGCCACACGUGGCGGCCGCUGCAUUGGAGGCAGGAAUACACAACGGCGCCUACCUUCGCGGCAAACUGCGCGUGAGUGAGACGAAUUGCUUUUUCGGGGAAAUCCGCGGGCAGUGGGAGGGGCACAACUUCCCCCGCGUCCUACUGCCCGGCCGCGCCAACUUGAACCGUGCCAUUCACGGCGACAUUGUUGCCGUUGAGCUGCUGCCGAUGUCGCUUUGGCGCGGCCCGAAGGAUGCAAAGCCGCUUGAGGACGACGCCACAACGGAGGCGGCGGCGCUCGCGGCGGGUUACACGCCAGUGGGGAGGGUGGUUGGGAUUACCAACAUGGAGCGGCGGCCGUUCUGCGGUAGUAUUGACGUGGAGGAGCUCAAACGUCUCACUGCGGCGCAGGCGACGGUGUCGGGUGCGGUCAGUGUGUUGUUUCAGCCAAAGGACAACCGCAUUCCGCGCAUCCGAAUUUCCACGCGGCACCUGGAGGACCUGAAGGACAAGCGACUGAGCGUCAUCAUUGACGACUGGCCGGAGUACAACAGCUUCCCUGUGGGCCACUACGUCGAGGUGCUCGGGACCAUUGGGGACAAGGACACCGAGGCCAAAGUCAUUCUCCUCGAGAACGACGUCCCCCACUACGACUUCAGUGAGGCCGUGUAUGACUGCCUGCCCAAGGGACAGUGGAGCGUCUCGACGGAGGAGCUGGGACGUCGACUGGACCUGCGGGACUUGUGCGUCGUCAGCGUGGACCCGCUCGGGUGCCGCGACAUCGACGACGCGCUGCACUGCCGCGUCGUGAACGGCAACCACCUGGAGGUGGGAGUUCACAUUGCGGACGUCACGCACUUUUUGCGGGAAGGCACAGCCAUGGAUGAGGAGGCGGCGAAGCGUAGCACCAGCGUCUACCUUGUUGACAGGCGAAUCAACAUGCUGCCGCAGCUCCUCACGGAAAACCUCUGCUCAAUUGUCGCCGACGAGGACCGCUACGCCUUCUCAAUCAUGUGGGAGUUUGAUGAGAAUUACAACGUGGUCCGCGACUACUUUGGAAAGACGGUGAUUCGCUCCCGCGCGGCACUCUACUACGGGGACGCGCAACGCAUGAUAGACGACGCCAACGACACAAGCGAGAUCGCCGUUUCGCUGCGGCACCUGAUGAACAUCAGUCGCCAUUUCAAGGCGAAGCGGGAGAAGGACGGCGCCCUGUUCCUCGCCUCACAGGAGUUUAAGUUUAAGGUGGACAACGACCACGUGAAUCCCACGGACAUGCAGGUGUACCAAACCUUCGAGGCGAACUCCAUGAUUGAGGAGUGGAUGCUCUUCGCCAAUGCGGCGGCGGCGCGGAAGGUGUAUGCGAGCUACCCGCGCUGGACUCUCUUGCGCCGCCACCAGCGCCCCGCGGAAAACGCGUUUGACACCUUGAAUGAGGCCCUGCAGCGAACAGUUGGCCUUCAGCUUGACGACACGACUUCCUUGACGCUAAACAACUCACUUAAUGCCUGUAUCGACCCAAACGACGCGUACUUUAACCGACUGAUCCGCAUCCUCGUCACACGCUGCCUGCGGCAGGCGCAGUACUUCUCCAGCAGCGAGGUUCCACAGGAUGAGUUCUACCACUUUGGCCUCGCCAUGCCAAUCUACACCCACUUCACCUCCCCCAUUCGCCGGUACGCGGACGUGGUUGUGCACCGGCAGCUGGCGGCGGCUCUCGGCAUAAUGCAGGUUAGUGAGAUGCACACCGACUCGGUCAAGAUGGAGGCCCUUGCGGGGAACAUUAACUACCGCCACGAGCAGGCGCAACGGGCAGGGCGCGAUUCUCAGAACCUCUUUACAGGUUUUUACCUGCGCAACUUUGCGGACCAGGCCAUACCGGAUGAAGACGGGUACGUCGUGAAACUCUCCGAGACUCACGUCUUUGUGCUGGUUCCAAAGUAUGGUCAGGAGGGAAAGAUUCCGAAGGAGCAACUCUUGCGUGUGCCAGACCUGCUUGAGCGGGUUCGGGUUGGCAUUGAGGUGCGCCGGCAGGGCGAUGUGCUGCGAACCACGCUGGCGUUUUCGCUGCUUGGUAUGAUGAAGGCGGGGGACGAGGAGAACGAAGGGAGCGACGUCUGCCCCGGGGCGAAGAACGAGGAGCCAUCGGCAGCGGACGAGGUGGCGGGCGAGACGGAGCCGGUGCGGAAGAAGCCGCGGGUGAUGAAGGGGGAGGCGAAGGAAUAA